AUGAGUUUGGUGUCGAUUUUUCAGGCGUAUGAUGCUUCCAAGUUGCGAAUUUCGGAGAAUGAGGCUCCGGAUGAGAAGGCUAUAUACACUGUGGCGUCCAAGACUGUGAAUGUGAGGGUUCAGAGAGCUGUUGAUCCGGAAGUGUCUACAUUGCUUGAUGAUAGUGAUGCGGCGUCGCGGUUUGGUUCUGAUGAUGAGGAUUUGGAGGAGGAUUUUGUGAUUAAGGCUAACCUUCCUGAUGGAGAUGAAGAGGAGAAGGAGGAGGAGGAAGAGGAGGAUGUUUGUGUAGGUGAUGGGCCAAGUUUUGUUGAGCAGUCGGAGAGCGAGAAUGUAAGCAAUGAAGUUGGUGUAGUUGGAAGGAAUUGCGUGGAGAGGGGAAAGACUGAGUUUUUGGUGAAUCAUCCACGAGCUCGGAGGGAUGUGGAUGAUGAAUUUGAUAUGGUUUUAAAUCGGGAGUAUGAUAAUGACGAUGAUGAGGAUGACUAUGAUGGUGGUGAUCAUGACGAUGGUUAUUUUUAUGGAGAUGAAGAGGAUAAAUCCAUUGAAGAGAAGCUCAAGAACGUCAAACUUAAUGACUGCGUGAAGGAUGACUUUGAACUUAAUGAAUAUGAGGUGCCGGGAGAUGGUGAGGAGAUACAAAAAACAAAGCAGCUUGGGAAGAUAUAUGAGAAUGAAGAUCAAGAGGAUGAGGUGGUAAUAGUAGAGGAAUCUAGUGAUGAAUCAGAAAAGUGGGACUGUGAGACUGUUGUUACUACAUAUUCAACUCUCGAAAACCAUCCUGCAAAAAUUGGAGCUCCAGAACUAAAUAGAAAGAAGAAGCAACUUUCAGAAACCGUUUUUAAAGGCUUGGAUGCGUCAAAUACUUUGAUAAAGCUUGGAGGUAAACAGAGGCUGCCUGUGGACUUCUUGCCUGGUAAUAGAAAACCUGCUGCUGCUGCUACAGAGAAGGUGGAAGAUACAGGUAGCUUGAAAACUGAGCAGCAGAAAAGGAAGCAACAUGGUCAGGAGUCAAAGGAGGAGAAGAAAGAGCGGAAGGCGGUUGUCAAGGAGGAAAGACGUGAAGCACGGUGUGCUAAAAAGGAAUUGAAGGAACUUUACAAGGGUGAAGCGCAACAUGCUCAGAGAAUAGCUGCUAUAUCUGGCCCUUCUUCCAAGCGUCUGAUGUGA
Messenger RNA from Fragaria vesca subsp. vesca, 1167 nucleotides. Its product is annotated as protein LTV1 homolog. The transcript has 3 exons. NCBI's taxonomy places the organism in Eukaryota, Viridiplantae, Streptophyta, Magnoliopsida, Rosales, Rosaceae. Gene Ontology annotation, cellular component: preribosome, small subunit precursor; nucleus; cytosol. The record is from RefSeq and is a predicted model, not a curated record. Bases 1 to 1167 code for a protein of 388 amino acids. Gene Ontology annotation, biological process: ribosomal small subunit biogenesis; ribosomal small subunit export from nucleus.